Messenger RNA from Fragaria vesca subsp. vesca, 1083 nucleotides. Its product is annotated as UPF0481 protein At3g47200-like. Lineage: Eukaryota; Viridiplantae; Streptophyta; Magnoliopsida; Rosales; Rosaceae. The record is from RefSeq and is a predicted model, not a curated record. The coding region runs from base 1 to 1083 and encodes 360 amino acids. The transcript has a single exon.
AUGGAAGAUCAUGGCAGUAGAAAUAUUGAUGUUGAAGCAUUGGAAAAGAGCCUGAAAGCAAAACUUUGCAGCGAUUCACCCUUGUCUGCUAAGUGCUGCAUCUUCAGAGUUCCUGAGUUACUCCGGAGGCACAAACCAGAGGCAUAUCAACCUGAUAUCGUCUCUAUCGGACCCUUUCACGGAAGUGGUGAACUUUUUGAACCCAUGAAAAAAGUGAAACUGUGGUAUUUAGAUACUCUACUCUUACGAAAGUGUGUAUGUUUAAAAUCUUUGAUCCAAGGUAUUGAUAAAAUUACCGGGUUUGAGGAACGCGCCCGUGAUUAUUAUGCAGACUCAAUUGAUCAUCUUAACCAUAAAGAAUUUGUAGAAAUGAUGAUAAUUGAUGGCUGCUUCCUAUUAGCACUAUUUUGGAGAAGUUACUAUGUUUACCCAGAUUCAGAUACGGUUGAUGAUCCCCUAUUCCCAGAUUCAGAUACGGUUGAUGAUCCCCUAUUCAAUAUGAGUUGCAUGUACCAGUAUCUUUGCCAUGAUCUCCUGCUACUAGAAAAUCAGCUGCCUUGGUUUGUUCUCGAGUCUCUACAUAGCCUUAUCUGCAACAAUCAAGUCCCCCUCACUACGCUUGUGCUUAAUUUCUUCAGCAGAUUAUCAUCAAUGUCCGAUUAUUGCGAGGGUUAUACCAAUCACACUCAUGAUGAGGAAAUUCUACACAUACUUGAUCUGAUAAGAAGUGCUAUUGUUGUUCCAUUCCGCAAAUUUGAAUCAACAGAAUCCAAAUAUGCAAUGCCCCAUGCAACUGCUCUCUUGGAGGCAGGCAUUGAAUUCAGAAGAAGCUCAGUUGAUGGGUUAAUGAAUAUUGAUUUUAAAGAUGGAGUUCUCACAAUUCCACAGCUUGCAAUUGCAGAGAUGACUGAACCUUUGUUCAGGAACCUCAUAGCCUUCGAGCAAUGCUAUCAUGGUCGCAUGCAUCAAGUGGCUUCUUAUGCAUUUUUAAUGGAUAAGCUUAUUUCUUCCAGCAAGGAUGUCGUUUUUCUCUGUGACAAACAAAUAUUCUAUAACUGGUUCAGUGCUGAAGAGGGUUCCUAG